Messenger RNA from Myxocyprinus asiaticus (Chinese sucker), 2313 nucleotides. Its product is annotated as zona pellucida-like domain-containing protein 1. Gene Ontology annotation, cellular component: cell surface. The record is from RefSeq and is a predicted model, not a curated record. The transcript is spliced from 11 exons. NCBI's taxonomy places the organism in Eukaryota, Metazoa, Chordata, Actinopteri, Cypriniformes, Catostomidae. Bases 16 to 1308 code for a protein of 430 amino acids.
AUGCAAUAAAAGUAAAUGGUAGCUAACAUCCUGCCUAACAUCUCCUGUGUGUUCCACAGAAGACAGAAAGUCAUACGGGUUUGGAACAAUGAGAAAGCAGGAAUGAUGCUGUGUGUCUACGUCUGUGCACUGGCUUUUGUCCUGCAGCCAGUUCACUCUGCCUAUAACUGCUCCUCGGUGUAUAACAGGGUUCCAGAUAACAGUGACCUGACAGUAAACUGUGGCACCAAUAUGAUCUCUAUGGAGGUAAACUUGUGCACUGCUGAGUGGGCAGGCUUUGACCCCAGUAGCCUGGCCCUGAACGGGGAGCACAAUAACAAUCAGUGCUUGGGCAAGAUUGACACCAAUGUUUACCCACCGGUCAUCCGUUACCAACUGCCUGUCAAUCACAGUCAGGAGAAUCCAUGCAGACAGUCUCUGCAGAUUGUGGAUGAGGUGCCCAGUUCCUCUGGUCCAUUCCACAUGUUCUCCACCAUUCAGUCCGUCAUUAUCACAGGCUUCAUUGAUACACCCACCUCCUCAGCAGGCCUCAUCAGUUACUCCACAGACCUCUACUACCACUUCUCCUGUCGUUACCCACUUGAAUAUCUCAUCAACAACACUCAGAUCAUAGCGUCUUCAGUGUCAGUGGCCACUAGUGACAACAAUGGAACUUUCAUUGACACUCUCAGAAUGAGUGUUUACAAUAGCACAAAUUAUACCUACCCGUUGGUGGUGUCCCCUACAGGGCUGGAGCUGCGCACUAAGGUCUACGUUGAAGUUAAAGCUGUCAAUCUCACUGGAAAUUUUUAUAUCUUGCUGGACCAGUGCUUUGCUACCCCAUCACCUUAUAAUCAAACCUCCAACACACAGUAUAACUUUUUCACUGGAUGUUUUGUAGAGAACAGGACAACGUUAAUUGAUAAUGGGAUUUCCAAGUUCUCCAGAUUCUCGUUUGAAGCAUUCCGCUUUGUGGAGCACCGUGAUCAAGAAAGGUCCACUAUAUACCUGCACUGUAUACUGCGACUUUGUGAGCCAAAUAAAUGCCAAGAACUACUUAAAUCUUGCAACAGUAAUGGAAAACGUAGACGGAGAGCCCUAGAACCUUAUGGAUCACAAGCAAAAGACUCUGCCACAGUGUCUGUGGGUCCUUUGUACACCGCAGCUCUAAAGAAUGAUGUUCCCACUGCAUCUGCCUAUGGAGGCAGUGAGCCAUUGGACAGGAACAAUGUGAAUGUUGCUGGAGUGGUGGUGGGGGUCAUAUUUGCCACUGGUGGUGUUGUGUUGCUAGCUAUGGCUGGAUGGUUUGUGCUGAGGAAAUUUUACUAGGCUGGUGCCCUCUCCUCGAGAUUUCCACUGAGGGAUCCUUCAACUCGCCAUCUGCUUUGUGUUGAACGAAACAUAAUUUGAUAUGCCCCAUAAGAUGUCUGAUCACAUCACAGCUUCUGGACACACCAGCAGAGAGCUGCUUUGCAUUAUGCCAAUUUAGCAUAUUUUAAUCUGUUAAGACUUCAUGUAGUAGUUCAGUAACCACUUUGCAGCCAUGCACUCUGCAGAAAACCUUGAUGAAUUAUCUUUUCAUGUACAGUAAAUGCAAAAUAUUCUACAGCUUAUGUUUUUUAUGUUUAUUAUCUGAAUUAUUAAGAGGUAUGCAUGUACACAUGCAUUAAUGAGAGGAACAAACUGUGGAUGAUUACAAUUGCUAACUAAUCUUAUUGUACUAUUUUGUUCACUGCAUUUAAAAGAAUGUUCCAUGUUCAAUACAGGUUUAAUCAAGCAGCAUUUGUGGCAUAAUGUUGAUUAUCACAAACAAAUAAUAGAGCCAUCCCUUGUUUGUUAAAAAAACAAAACACUUACAGUACAAGUGAAUGGGGCCAGUCCAUAAACAUUAAAAUACACACUGUUUCAGAAGUAUAGCCACAAAAUGUAAACAUUAUAUAUGUUAACAUGACUUUAGUGUUAUAAAAUUGCAUACUAACCUUAUCUUUGUAAAGUUAUAUCCAAUAUUACAAUUUUGUUGUCAUGAUGACAUAAUGGCAGUAAACCUUGUAAUCUGGUAUACAAUGUAACAAUCACACUAAAAUCAUAUUAACAUAAUGUUUUAUCUUAUCUUGUGGCUAUAAUUUUGAAAUGGUGUGUGUUUUAAUGGUUAUGGACUGGCCUCAUUCACUUCCAUUGUAAGCACCUCACUGUAACUGUAUUUAUUUUUGUAAUAAACCAGGGAUGAGCCAAAAUUAUUUUUAUGGUAAUCCACAUUAUGCCACAAAUGCUGUCAAUUGAGUUUAACUUGCAUUGAACCUGGACCAUUCCAUUAAUUUUCUUCAUUGCUAAAGU